Molecule: messenger RNA, 2143 nt
Organism: Drosophila takahashii
Lineage: Eukaryota; Metazoa; Arthropoda; Insecta; Diptera; Drosophilidae
Molecular function (GO): pseudouridylate synthase activity; kinase activity
Source: RefSeq, a predicted model, not a curated record
UUGUUUUGAUUUCGUUUCUCGUUGAUUUGGUGUUCCGAUGUUGCUCCGGAGAUGUGUCCUGUUUCCGUUUCCCGCCGUGCGGCUGGUGCGUCGGCAGCUGCACCGCCGGCAUGAGCACAUCGUGCUGCAUCCGGAGGUGCGGCAGGCGCUGCAGCUCCAGCAGCCGGUGGUGGCCCUGGAGUCCACGAUCAUCACCCACGGAAUGCCGAUGCCGGAGAACGUGCUCACGGCGCUGGCGGUGGAGGAGCAGGUGCGCGAGCAGGGAGCCAUCCCGGCCACCAUUGGCAUCCUGGACGGGCGCAUCAAGGUGGGCCUGACGCGCGAGGAGCUCACCACGCUGGCCAAGAAGCCGCGCGACCAGGUGAUCAAGUGCUCCCGCCGGGAUCUGCCCUUCGUGGUGUCCCGUCGGCAGAGCGGUGGCACCACGGUGGCCGCCACCAUGCUGAUUGCCCACCGCGUGGGCAUCCGUGUGUUUGCCACCGGAGGAAUUGGCGGCGUUCAUCGGGAUGGUCAGGAAACCUUUGACAUUUCCGCCGAUCUCACCGAGCUGGGACGCACGCCCGUGGCCGUCGUCUGCAGCGGCGUCAAGUCCAUCCUGGACAUCCCGCGCACCCUGGAGUACCUGGAAACGCAGGGCGUGUGCGUGGCCAGCUACGCGAGUCCCGGCGGCGUCUUUCCGGAUUUCUACACGCGUGACAGUGGAUGUAGGGUGCCCUAUAACCUCCAGAGUGCCCAGGAGGCGGCGGAACUCUUACGCUCCUGGCGGGAACUGAAAAUGGAGUCGGGUCUGCUGAUAGGAGUUCCCAUUCCCGAGGAGUUUGCCGCCGAUAAAGCGAAGAUAGAGGAGGCCAUCCAGGUGGCGAGUGCCCAGGCCAAAGAACAGGGCAUCUCCGGCAAGGAGGUGACUCCUUUCCUGCUCGCCGCCAUUGCCAAGAUCACCGAGGGCAGGAGCCUCCAGUCCAACAUAGCUUUGAUCAAGAACAAUGCCAAAGUGGCGGCCCAAAUUGCCGCUUCACUUAGUGAACAGUCCACAAAAACAGAGAAUUUAGAACAAAAGAGGAUCGAUAAAAAACCCCUCGUUGUGGGAGCCUCCAUUCUAGAUCUCUCCUUCACCGUGGACGACCAGAAGCGCGACAUGAAGCUGGAUGGGGCCACCUAUUCCGCGGUGGCCAAACAGGCGGCCGGCGGAGUGGGUCGCAACAUCGCCGAGGGCAUCUACAAGCUGUACGGCGACGUGAACCUCAUCUCCGCCGUGGGCAACGACCAGAUGGGACAGACGCUGCUCCAGCUGAUGCCCAAAGCCCUGCAGCGGGGCCUCAUCCUGGCCGACAGCCACAGCACCUCGCUGUGCUCGCUGAUCUUCGACAAGUUCGGCGACUGCAAGCUCAUCCUGGGCAACAUGGAGAUCCACCAGAGCAUCACGCCCGAAACCCUGCAGGCGCACCACCAACUCUUCCGCGAGGCGCCGCUCAUCGUCAUGGACAGCAACAUCUCGGAGCAGGCGAUGGCCAGCAUCCUGCAGCAGGCGCAAAAGUACAAGAUUCCCGUGUUUUUCGAGCCCACCGAUAUGUUUAUAGCGGGUAAACCGUUUAAACUGCUGCCGGAGCUCACGAAAAACAUACGGCUGAUUAAGCCCAAUCUCCAGGAGCUCAAGACCAUCACGGAAGCUAUUACGGGGGAACAUAUCAAGUGGAAUCCGGAUACCAAGCUCCCGCAGUCGGAACUCCUCCAGCAGGCGAAGGGAAUGAUCAAGAAAAUCGACUGCCACUUCAACUGCAUCAUUGCCACGCUGAGUGACCACGGCGUGCUCCUCAGCUAUCGCCGGGAUGCGGAAAACGAUGCGAGGCUCCUCCUAGACGUGGGCAAAUCCUCGGUGCCCCACUGCACCCGCUUCUAUGCCGCUCCCAUGGUCCACAACAUUGUGAAUGUCUCGGGAGCGGGCGAUAGUUUCUGUGCGGGAUUCAUCACCGCUUUGCUGCGCGGUUGCAGCUUGGAUGAGUGUGUCGCCGGAGGAUUUGUGGCCGCCGAGAAGGCCCUGCAAUCCGAGUCCGCCGUGCCCACUUCAUACUACUCAAAUCAGGAGUCCUUUGAGAGUCGCUACAAGCAAACUGCCAAGAUCAUCCAGCAGCAGAGCAUUUAGAUU